Messenger RNA from Drosophila albomicans, 723 nucleotides. RefSeq names its product RGS domain-containing serine/threonine-protein kinase A-like. Lineage: Eukaryota; Metazoa; Arthropoda; Insecta; Diptera; Drosophilidae. The coding region runs from base 13 to 678 and encodes 221 amino acids. The record is from RefSeq and is a predicted model, not a curated record. The transcript has a single exon.
GUUGCAGGCAACAUGCAUGCAACAUACGGAGGCAACCACUGCGGUAACAGCAGCAGCAACAUUUGCAAUCAGCAAAUCAACAACUUCAAUAACAUCAACAGCAAUAACAACAACAACAACAACAACAUGCAUUCAAGCGGUUUCCUCGGCGCCGGCUGCAGCAGCAGCAACGACAGUGGCGGCGGCAGUGUUAGUGGCAGCAACAGCAGCGAUUACAUGGCCAAUGCGACUGCUGCAUAUGCGACACAAGCGACAGCAGCAACAAUGACAACGACAACAACAACCACAAUGCCACACAAUGUGAGUACAACAACGAUGCUGUCUAAUUACUGCGACGCUGCCACAAUGAUGAUGGCUGCUGCCGCUGUCAAUGCAAAUCAAUGCCUGCAGCAACACCACCAGCGACUGCUGCUGGCCAGUAGCAAUACUAGCAGCAACCAAAAUCACAACAGCAAUGAGCAAGUGGCUAUGGCCACUGCCACAGCAGCGGUCAUGGCCUCUUCCUCAUGCUCAACGGGUUCACUGUCAUCGGCACCGUCGACACCGACAACCAUUGCUGUCGCGGCAUCGCAGCAGCUGCCACAGCCGCAGCAACAAGCAUUGCAGCAACAGUCGCUGCCAUCGCCGCCAAAUUUAAUCGAUAUCAGCGAAGUUCCUCUCAUUGUGGAUGUCAAGUAGUGUAAUUAUUUAUGCAUAUUACAAAAAAAAAAAAAAAAUAACAAA